UUUGCUAUAACCAAAAGUGGGGAUCGUCCAUUUAGGCCAUCUAGUGCACAUUUGGCUUGUCUAUCAUCCCCUAUCUUUUGCUCUUAUGUGUUUGAAAGAAUGUCUGACAGAGAAGAAGAAACUAUGGGUGGUGAUUCUCCGCCACCACCAUCUUCUACUAGAAGCUGUUUAGCGAAAGAAAUCUCUAUAGAAGGAAGCACCGUUUUUGAAUGCUCUAUUGGCAGAGGCCAGUCUACUGAAACACUACACUUAUGACCCAGGAGAACCGUCGGAAGCACUCUGCCAUCACCACCAGUCAAAGACUGCGAAAGGUCAAAAUGCAAAUUUGGAUAAAGAUUAUAACCAGUUUUUUCCGUGAAGAUGCCGCCGAAACAAAACCCACAAAUGCCCUCAGCGGACUACUCUCUCAAGGAGACAUCCCCAAAUAUUAGAGGUGGAAGAGUGUUAAGCAAUGACUAUCUCACAACAACAUUUGAUCUUGUGGAGCAAAUGCACAUUCUGUAUGUAAGAGUGGUAAGUGCUAAGGGUUUGCCAGGUAUCAAUGCUGAUGGCACUUGUGAUCCUUUUGUGGAAGUAAAGAUUGGGAAAUACAAGGGAACAACAAAGUACGUUGAGAAGAAUCCUAAUCCUGAAUGGAACCAGGUAUUUGCUUUUUCAAAAGAUCGGAUUCAGGCCACAAUGGGGGAGAUUUUAGUGAGGAAUAGGGAGUUUGUAAAUGAUGAAAUACUUGGCAGGGUUUUGUUUGAUGUAAGUGAGGUGCCCAGCAGAGUUCCACCAAAUAGUCCACUGGCACCAGAAUGGCACAGAUUAGAGGCUCGAAAUGGGCUUCACGUUCAAGGAGAGUUGAUGUUGGCUAUUUGGAUGGGGAAUCAAGCAGACGAUGCAUUUUCUGAUGCUUGGUAUUCUGAUGUUCUUGCAAUCAGUGGUGAACAUGUUGCCAACACUCGCUCCAAGGUAUAUCAUUCACCUAGACUUUGGUAUCUGAGGGUUAAUGUGAUUGAAGCUCAAGAUUUGGUGCUUAGAGAUCAGAACCGAAGACCUGAAGCUUAUGUUAAGGGAAUUCUUGGAACAAUUGUGUUGAGGAGUAGAGUUUCACCAAAUAAGAGUGUGAAUCCAACUUGGAAUGAGGAUUUAAUGUUCGUUGUGGCCGAGCCAUUUGACGAGCCUUUGAUUUUGAGUGUGGAAGACAAAUUGGGUGCUAAUAAGGAUGAGUGUUUAGGCAGGUGUGUUGUUCCUUUACAAAUGGUGGAGAAGAGAGAGAAGCCUAUACCGGUGAGUCAUAGUUGGUAUGGUCUUGAGAAGACUGUCGUUACUGGUGAAGAAGCGAAGGUAGUGAGGCUUAAUAGUAGGCUUCAUUUGAGGGUCUCUUUUGAUGGUGGUUAUCACGUGCUCGAUGAAUCAACCUACUACAAUAGUGAUUUGAGGGCAUCGUCUAAGGUGUUAUGGACUCCUCCAAUAGGAGUACUAGAGUUGGGGAUCUUGAGUGCAGAAGGUUUGCAGCCUACAAAGAACAAGGAUGGCCGUGGAACUGUUGAUGCUUAUUGCGUUGCCAAAUAUGGGCAGAAGUGGGUGAGAACAAGGACAAUUGUUGAUAGUUUUGCUCCAAAAUGGAACGAGCAGUAUACAUGGGAGGUUUAUGAUCCUUGUACUGUCAUUACUGUUGGAAUUUUCGAGAACUUUCAUAUAAAAGGAGAUGGAGGUGUCGUAGCAAAGGACCCGCGAAUUGGGAAGGUAAGGAUUCGGCUAUCAACACUACAAACUGAUAGAAUAUAUACACAUUCUUAUCCAUUAUUGGUGUUACAAAACACUGGGGUGAAGAAAAUGGGAGAGAUUCAAUUGGCUGUAAGGUUUACCUGCACUUCUUUGCUUAAUAUGUUGCAGACUUAUACAGAGCCUCUAUUGCCUAAAAUGCAUUAUGUCUAUCCACUCACAGUGUAUCAGCUUGACAGUUUAAGGCACCAAGCUACUUAUACCAUCUCAAUGAGGCUAGGCCGUGCCGAGCCUCCUUUAAGGAAAGAAGUUGUAGAGUAUAUGCUUGAUGUUGGUGCAAAUAUUUGGAGCUUACGAAGAGGGAAAGCAAAUUUUGCAAGGAUCAUACGCCUGUUCAAUGUUUUCGUUAUGUUUCAUCUAUGGUUCAAUGAGAUAUGCAAGUGGAAGAAUGCAAUAAAAACAAUUGCGACACACUUUCUUUUGAUGGUUAUGGUUUUCUUGCCCCGCCUAAUAUUGCCCACAUUUUUUCUUUGCCUCUUUUCGGUUGGUAUUUGGAACUAUAGAAAGAGACCUAGGUAUCCUCCUCACAUGGAUACCCAAUUAUCCUAUGCUGAUACCGCACAAAAUGAUGAAUUGGAUGAAGAGUUUGAUACAUUUCCGUCUUCUAAAGGAGGUGAAGUGUUGAAGGCAAGAUAUGAUAGAUUGAGAUGCAUUGCAGGGAGGAUGCAGACAGUGCUCGGUGACUUAGCAACUCAAGGUGAAAGGGUGCAGUCUCUAUUAACCUGGAGAGACCCAAGAGCUACAUUUAUGUUUGUGAUUUUCUGUUUGAUUGCCGCGAUAGUGAUCUAUGUCAUUCCUUUUCGAGUGAUGAUCAUUUCCGUAGGGUUUUAUACAUUGAGGCACCCGAAAUUCCGAAUUAAUAUUCCUUCCGUACCACAGAAUUUUCUUAGGAGGCUACCUGCUAAGACAGAUAGCUUGCUGUGAUGUCUCUGCUUGGACACCAGCACUUCUCUCACUUUUUCAGUCAGAUUAUUGAAUAAAAAGGAUUCUGUUCAUUUAUAUUUUUUUGUAUGAAUUAAUAGAUGUUUGGGUCGUCAAAGUCAGGUUAGCCCAGAAGAAGAUGUUUCUGAUGAAAGCCUGCUAUUAUAAGAUCUUUUGGUCCAUGUGAGGCCUUUCUUUAAUGAGAAUCUUCUUUCC
Molecule: messenger RNA, 2907 nt
Organism: Tripterygium wilfordii
Lineage: Eukaryota; Viridiplantae; Streptophyta; Magnoliopsida; Celastrales; Celastraceae
Product: FT-interacting protein 3-like
Exons: 2
Coding region: 361-2694 (777 amino acids)
Source: RefSeq, a predicted model, not a curated record